Molecule: messenger RNA, 2025 nt
Organism: Dipodomys ordii (Ord's kangaroo rat)
Lineage: Eukaryota; Metazoa; Chordata; Mammalia; Rodentia; Heteromyidae
Gene: Arhgef26
Product: Rho guanine nucleotide exchange factor (GEF) 26
Exons: 14
Coding region: 1-2025 (674 amino acids)
Biological process (GO): activation of GTPase activity
Molecular function (GO): guanyl-nucleotide exchange factor activity; protein binding
Source: RefSeq, a predicted model, not a curated record
AUGCCCCCGCGGAGGUGCCGGGACGCGGACUCGCCCUCGGCGAACUCGCCGUCGGGGCCGCCCUCCCUGGAUCCGGAUCCGGACCCAGACUCGCCCCGCGAGCCGCCCGCGGCAGUGCUGAGCACGUACAGCCCGGCCGCCCUCAAGCUGGGCCGGCGGCAGAUCAUCCCCCGGGCGCUGGCCUCGGAGAGCCGGGGCGGCCCGGGCGCCGAGCCCCGCCGGAGGGCGCUCAAGGUGCGCAGCCUGGCGGAGGCACCCGGGGCCGGAGCCGCGGACGUGGAUGCGGACGUCGCGGAGCGCGAGGCGGACAGCCCGGGGACCCUGCGCCGGGGCCUGCGCUCCACCUCCUACCGCAGGGCCGUGGUCAGUGGCCUGGACUUGGACAACCCCACCAGCUCCAAGAAGAAGAACCGGCUGUCCCAGCCCCUGCUGAAGGCCGUGGCGGAGGACCGGGACAAGUUCUCCAGCCUGGGCCGGGUCAAGAAAAAAAUGCUGAAAGGACAAGGAACGUUUGAUGGAGAAGAAAAUGCAGUCCUGUAUCAAAACUACAAAGAAAAGGCUCUUGACAUUGACUCUGAUGAAGAGUCCGAGCCCAGAGAACAGAAGUCAGAAGGGAAAAUCGUGAUCCACCACAAGCCCCUGAGGUCCACCUGGAGCCAGCUCUCUGUGGUGAAAAGAAAUGGGUUAUCACAGACAGUGAGCCAGGAGGAAAGAAAAAGACAAGAGGCAAUCUUUGAAGUCAUCUCCUCUGAACAUUCUUACCUUCUCAGCCUGGAAAUCUUGAUACGAAUGUUUAAGAAUUCUAAAGAGCUGAGUGACACCAUGACCAAAACUGAGAGGCACCAUCUCUUCUCCAAUAUUUCAGACGUCUGCGAGGCAAGCAGAAAAUUCUUUACAGAGUUGGAAGCAAGACAUCAGAAUAGCAUCAUCAUCGAUGACAUCAGCGACAUUGUGGAGAAGCACACAGCAUCCACGUUUGACCCCUAUGUGAAGUACUGCACUAAUGAAGUCUACCAGCAGCGCACUCUGCAGAGGCUGCUGGCUACCAAUCCCUCCUUCAAGGAAGUGCUGUCUCGGAUCGAGUCCCACGAGGACUGCAGGAACCUACCCAUGAUCUCUUUCCUCAUCCUGCCCAUGCAGCGGGUCACCCGCCUGCCGCUGCUCAUGGAUACUAUCUGCCAAAAAACACCCAAGGACUCUCCCAAGUACGAAGUCUGCAAGAGGGCCUUGAAGGAGGUGAGCAAGCUGGUUCGGCUCUGCAACGAGGGAGCCAGGAAGAUGGAGAGGACAGAGAUGAUGUACACGAUCAACUCCCAGCUGGAGUUCAAGAUCAAGCCCUUCCCCCUGGUCUCCUCCUCGCGGUGGCUGGUGAAGAGAGGCGAGCUGACAGCCUACGUGGAGGAUACAGUGCUCUUCUCCCGGCGCACAUCCAGGCAGCAGGUCUACUUCUUCCUCUUCAACGAUGUGCUCAUCAUCACCAAGAAGAAGAGUGAAGAAAGUUACAACGUCAACGACUACUCCCUGAGAGAGCAGCUGUUGGUAGAACCCUGUGACAGUGAAGAGCUGAACUCUCCAGGGAAGAAUGGCUCCACUGCACUGUACUCCAGACAGAGCUCAGCCAGUCACCUCUUCACACUGACCAUCCUCAGUAACCAUGCCAACGAGAAAGUGGAGAUGCUGCUGGGGGCUGAGACACAGAGCGAGCGCGCGCGCUGGGUGACGGCGCUGGGCAGCGGUGGCGGCGGCGGCGGCAGGAGGCGGCACCUGGACCGAACUGCGCUCACGCAGGUGGAGGUCGUGCGCUCCUUCACCGCCAGGCAGCCCGACGAGCUCUCCCUGCAGGUGGCCGACGUGGUGCUCACUUACCAGCACGUGGGCGACGGCUGGUACGAGGGCGAGCGGCUCCGCGACGGGGAGCGGGGCUGGUUCCCCGCGGAGUGCGCCCGGGAGAUCACAUGCCGGGCCACCAUCGACCGGAACGUGGAGCGGAUGGGACGUCUGCUGGGGCUGGAGACGCACGUGUAG